AUGGCCAGUGGCUCUAUGAAGCGGUCCUCGUCCACUGUGGCUGACCAGAGGGUGAAUGGCCUGUGGCAGGAGGAGAAGAAGAGUCCUGAUAGACUGUACAGACCACGCCACAAGAGCUACAAGGCUGCCGGUUAGUCUCCACUCUCCACUCACGUGACCUCUCUUCUUAUCAGUCCCACUGGCAUGAUGAGUGAUGAGGGGUGUUAUUAGUGUGUGGUUAUUGUAUGCUUAAAGAGUUAUUCUUCCCUACAUUUUCCAUUUCUUUUUUAUGUCUUUAUCCUAAGUGCAUCAAUGAUGAUCCACUUGUCAACAUACUAUUUACUGAUCUACAGUGUACUGAUAACGUUACCUUUUACUGAUCUACAGUGUACUGAUAACGUUACUGUUUACUGAUCUACAGUGUACUGAUAACGUUACUAUUUACUGAUCUACGUUACUGUAGGCUAAUUGUUCGAUUUAUGGGCGUAAGCAUGUAGCCUCAAUCCUGUCCUUUGAUCAUACCCACUCUCUUUAUCUGUUGCUGUCCCUCUCUGUCCCCCUCUCUCUUUAUCUGUUGCUGUCCCUCUCUGUCCCCCUCUCUCUUUAUCUGUUGCUGUCCCUCUCUGUCCCCCUCUCUCUUUAUCUGUUGCUGUCCCUCUCUGUCCCCCUCUCUCUUUAUCUGUUGCUGUCCCUCUCUGUCCCCCUCUCUCUUUAUCUGUUGCUGUUCCUCUCUGUCCCCCUCUCUCUUUAUCUGUUGCUGUCCCUCUCUGUCCCCCUCUCUCUUUAUCUGUUGCUGUCCCUCUCUGUCCCCCUCUCUCUUUAUCUGUUGCUGUUCCUCUCUGUCCCCCUCUCUCUUGAUCUGUUGCUGUCCCUCUCUGUCCCCCUCUCUCUUUAUCUGUUGCUGUCCCUCUCUGUCCUCCUCUCUCUGUGCUCCUUGCCAUGGUCUUCCUCUUCCUCAUCCAGUGUCGCGGUCAGAAAGGAAGAGGCAGUUGGACACGGAGAAGGAGCGCGGAAGGUCUAAAGAGCGCCGCCACCUCCUCUCCCCAGACACGUCCCGCUGUACCUCCGAGGAGAGGAGCCUGCAGCCCUCACGCUCCCCUAGCCGGGCGCGCACACAUCACAUGGACAAACAGGUAGGCCACACACACACACACACACACACACACACACACACACACACACACACACACACACACACACAGGAUGCUUUACCAAGGGAACAUAUUAAAGACCCAUACACCAUUAGUCACCGCUGAAGCCACAAACACUUGUUUAGACCAUCUAGACCACAAACACAUACCCACAUUUGAAGAACUGGUAGGCCACAUACACACUUUUAAAAAAGGCAGUCAGACAUCUGUAUUAAAUGUGUUUCCACUCCUGUGUCCAGGGCAACAGCUCCGACAGCCCCAUCCCCACCUCUGAAUCUAGUACACCUAGCCGCCGCCCCCUGUCCCAGACCCCAACGCGCUCCCAUCCCCACAUCUCCUACUCCCCUCUGGUGUGUCGCACGCACCCUCCCUCAGGGGACGAUGAUGACGACAGGGGCAGCCCAGAGACUCAAAGGCGGGGGGAGGCCUCCAGAGAGGGGGCAGGGGGAGAGGGACAGAGCGGGGCGAGGGGCCGUCGCCACCAGCAGGGCUCCCCUCCGCGUCGCUACCCGUCGGAGCCCUACCUGGCCCUGCAGGAGGAUGAGCACAGUCUGGACCCCACCGGGUUCAUGGAGACGCUGACUUUCGAGGCGGCAGUGGCCACCAGCCUGGGACGUGCUAACACGGUCAGCUCCACAUCCAGCUCCACCUUCAGUUCCGCUCGACGGGGCUCCAGGAGCGGCUGGCAGGUCCCCAAUGGACACUUCCGGAAACGCCUGGCUCAGACCGUCUCUGUUGCGGGCUGUGAGCCACUCAGCGACACAGAAGAGGACGACCGCUGCUAG
Messenger RNA from Coregonus sp. 'balchen', 1915 nucleotides. NCBI's taxonomy places the organism in Eukaryota, Metazoa, Chordata, Actinopteri, Salmoniformes, Salmonidae. The record is from the annotation of a GenBank genome assembly.